Messenger RNA from Anolis carolinensis (green anole), 1185 nucleotides. RefSeq lists its product as uncharacterized. Bases 274 to 1077 code for a protein of 267 amino acids. The transcript is spliced from 9 exons. NCBI's taxonomy places the organism in Eukaryota, Metazoa, Chordata, Lepidosauria, Squamata, Anolidae. The record is from RefSeq and is a predicted model, not a curated record.
UAACCUCACGAAGUGCAGAGUCCCUGGAAAGGAAGACCAGGCGGGACACCCAGAGGAGGGUUAUAAAACCUAUUUCCAUCAAAGGAGGAUUUCCUUGGGCACCCCAGAACCCUUUAAAGAAUGGCGAGAAAGAGAUGAUUGGGACAGACAGGAAAGUUGCUCAGGGUGCUGAUCUAAGCUAUCUCUCUCUUGGAAGGUCGAGAGGGGACUCCUAGAAGAGGAGGAGAUAGUGACAUUUACAUCGCAAAUUGGUCAAGGUUGUAUCAUUAGGAGAUGGAGACGGUUACCGUAGAUGUGCGCAUAGAAAGCAAAGAAAAAGACUCUGUAGAACAAGCUUCCAAAGAUGAGAUUGAAGUUCGCUCUCUGAAUGACACCGAAUUACGGGAACAGCUCUCUGUACAUGGAAUCAAUGCUGGACCGAUACUACCUUCCACAAGGACUACCUAUGAGAACAAGCUGCUACAAUUGAUGAAACAAUACCCAAACAUAGCAGCUGGGGAAAAUAACAGGCUUGAUGAUUCUGAAAAGAAAAAUGGAGAACAUGGGAAAACCACAGAAGUAGUCCUCCAAACAAACAACCUCAGAGUGACAGCUGAAUGUGCCCCUGGGCUUGGUAAUAAACCAACUGUAGAUACUGAAGAACGCCAGAAGAAACUCUUAUCAUCUGAUAUUGAACACAGUUUGGCCAAAAUAGUGGCAGAACUACAGGAAAUAUUGCCAGAGAGCAAGGUAGCACUGAAUCGGUCACAAGGACCAACCACAAGAAGAAAACGUUGUAGCAGUCCUGAAACGAGCUACAAACAAAAGAUAAAUCAUCCUCCACACAUAGAUUAUGGCUAUCCUGAUGCUAACCGUGUAGGACUAAGUACUAGAAAGAGGGCAGUACAAGCAAAGACCCCUUCAGUGAAGCAACUUUCUGUAGCAAAAUCUCAGAUGUGUGAGAAGCCAGUAGAAGAACUUAUACCAACCCGUGUAAAGAUUGCUGUGUUUGCUAUCUUCGUUUUCCUUCUUUUUGUGUAUGUCACUAUGGAAACUAAUGUAGGGAAUCCAUUCCCAAGGUUUAGCAUGGGAAAAUGAGAGCAUCUCAUCAUUUAGAGAUGACAUCAAAAGACUAAAGGUGGUGGUUCUGUUCAGCUGCUUAGGAAUAAGCAAUUUGGGUAGCUUAUUAAAAAGCAAGAGUGGAUA